Molecule: messenger RNA, 305 nt
Organism: Staurois parvus
Lineage: Eukaryota; Metazoa; Chordata; Amphibia; Anura; Ranidae
Source: the annotation of a GenBank genome assembly
UCAUCUGGACACAUCCCCGGGAUCACUCAACAGCUCCGCCUCCUCGCCAGUGAUUGGCCGCCGGAACUGUAGCUCAGGAGAGGCACAAAGAUGGCCAAUCACCGGCGAGGAGGUGGAGCUUGGAGAGGUGGAGCCAAGCAGCAGCGCGAAGAUCAAAGAAGAUCGAGCGAGGGAGCCGCCAGAGAAGGAAGACAGCUGACAGGUAAGUGUCUGUAGCGUAUGCUGGCUGUAGAUGGGAGAGGGAGGGAGCGAGCCCAGGCUGGAGCAGGAGUCAGCAAGGUAAGUAUCAUUGGUGUCAGUCGGAG